AUGGAGAAGUUUCAACCGGAAUGCACAAGAAAUUCUUCUUGUGCUACAAUCUUGCAACAAUCGAAGGAAAUCGGAUACUUGUCUCAAAAAAACCCCAGCCUCCCAUCAGAAAUCAUAACAGAAAUCCUGUCAAGACUUCCCGUAAAGUCACUAUUGAAAUUCAUGUGCGUUUCAAAAGAAUGGCUUUCCUUAAUCUCCAGUCCAGAGUUCAUUAAAAUCCAUCUCAAGAUAGCAUCAAAUGACCCGAAUUUUACCCGCCACAGAAUCAUGUUUACUAUCUCGGAACCACGUUUUAAUCUCAAAAAUUGUUCGCUUAGAUCUUUUUUGUAUGAGCCUUCAACGGAUGCGGUUAAGAUUGUUUAUCCAGGGAGAAAUCCACGAACAUUUGUUCGGGUAGUGGGUUCUUGCAAUGGGCUUAUUUGCAUUGCCAUAACUGAAAAUGAUUUUAUCUUGUGGAACCCAUCCGUUAGAAAAUACAAGAAACUGCCAAAUGUAGAUGUUGUGAUGAAACCGCGGUUAUGUAUCCAAUAUGGGUUUGGUUUCGAUGAGGCUAAUGAAGAUUAUAAGGUUGUGGGCAUUUUUGGUAGAUAUGAAAACUUGGGUAGGUAUAAGACAGUGGUAAAGGUUUAUAGUUUGAAGAAUGAUUCUUGGAGGAGGAUUGAGAAUUUUAAAGGUGGCACGCCUAUUCAUGAUAUGGGCAAAUUUGUGAAUGGGAAGCUCCAUUGGUUGGCUAGUCCUAGGACGGUGCACACCAGUUCUAGGUGGGAUAUUGUUUCUCUUGAUGUAGAGAGGGAGAUAUAUGGAACUGUAGAGCAGCCGAAUUAUGGGGAAGCAGAUUUUUCUGCUGUGAUGUUAGGGGUGCUAGGAGGAUGCAUUUGUGUACUUUGCAAUUAUGAAAAAACUUGUGCUGAUGUGUGGGUUUUGAAGGAUUAUGGAGUUAAAGAGUCUUGGACUAAAGUUGUUUCCAUUCCUUACAUUGAUGAGCCUGGGAAAUAUGUGUCCUCAAUACCAUUGUGCAUACUACUGAAUGGGGAAGUUCUAUUGGCCCUUGGAUCGUCUUUUGUAGUUUACAACCCAAAAGAAAAUUCUUUUCGGUUUCCCAACAUUAGUAAUGGUGGCAAAACGAGGAAAGGCUUGCGGUUGAUGUUACCGAGCUUGCUUUACCAACAUGAUGGAGGGAGUACAACAAAUAUAGGGAGGAAAUUAGUCUGUGGAUUGGAAGGGUCAAGCGGAGGAAUCUUGGCAGAGAGAAUGUGGUGGAUGAGCUAUUUGAAAUAA
Fraxinus pennsylvanica is the source of this 1278-nucleotide messenger RNA. The record is from the annotation of a GenBank genome assembly. Lineage: Eukaryota; Viridiplantae; Streptophyta; Magnoliopsida; Lamiales; Oleaceae.